AUGGUGUCAGGUGAUGAAAAAGAAAUAGAAAAAGAAAUUAAACAUAAUAAAAUGAGUGGAAAUAGUCAAAUUUUUGCUACAACGCUACCGCCGUUAAAUAUAAGGUCAACUAAUCUGGCUCAAGAAUGGAAAAGUUGGAGCAAGCAGUUCCAUAUUUUUAUGCUUGCAACGAAUUUAGAAGAACAACAAGAACGUCGCAAAGUUGCACUUUUACUGCACCACUUGGGGGCAGAUUGUAUUGACAUUUUUAAUUCAUUUAACAUGGAUAUAGAAGAAGUAAAAUUAGAAAAUGUGUUAAAAAAUUUCAGUGAAUACUUUAUUCCAAAAGCUAACGUGGCUAUGGAACGGUACAAAUUCUUUACGCUCCAACAGAACUCAGAAGAAACUAUAAGCGAAUACGCAACAGCGCUACAAAACUUGAGCACUACAUGUGAGUUUAAAGAUCUGCGUGAAGAUUUGGUUAGAGAUGUAUUUAUUUGUGGCUUAUCCCUCAACUUUAAACAUAUCAAAGAACGUCUUUUGAGUGAAGGUGAUAUUAAAUGGGGUAAAGCGUUGGAAAUAGCAAAAAAUAUUGAAAUUGCACGACAAAAUGCAACAACAAUACUGAAAACAGUAAAUGAAAACGUGGUUGCUGGGCUAAAAAAACAAACGGAUUGCAAGACCAGAAAUUGUGCUUUAGCAGCAGCAACAACAACAGUACCGUAA
Messenger RNA from Teleopsis dalmanni, 705 nucleotides. RefSeq lists its product as uncharacterized. Bases 1 to 705 code for a protein of 234 amino acids. The transcript has a single exon. The record is from RefSeq and is a predicted model, not a curated record. Lineage: Eukaryota; Metazoa; Arthropoda; Insecta; Diptera; Diopsidae.